This is a messenger RNA of Auxenochlorella protothecoides, 1134 nucleotides long. RefSeq names its product Siroheme synthase. NCBI's taxonomy places the organism in Eukaryota, Viridiplantae, Chlorophyta, Trebouxiophyceae, Chlorellales, Chlorellaceae. The record is from RefSeq and is a predicted model, not a curated record. Gene Ontology annotation, biological process: siroheme biosynthetic process. Gene Ontology annotation, molecular function: uroporphyrin-III C-methyltransferase activity. The transcript is spliced from 3 exons. Bases 1 to 1134 code for a protein of 377 amino acids.
AUGCGGACUACUGGCUGGACCCCCUCCUGCCCACCCACCUGCUCCAAAGCAUCUCUAGAGUCUACAGCGGCUGCUGUGCGCCGCCGGACGCGCUCCAGUCGACACCGUGGGGCCUGCCGAGUUUCCACAACAUGUGGGGCGGCGGAGCCUGACAAUGACUCUUUCCUGGACGGGUACCUGCGCGUCCUACGCAAGCAUAAGCCGGAGCUGGUAGCCAGGUCUGGCAGGGUGCACCUAGUGGGCACAGGCCCUGGGGACCCCGAGCUCCUGACGCUGCGGGCCCACCGGCUGAUGCAGGGCGCCGACGUCGUGCUGUACGACCGCCUGGUGUCGCCCGAGAUCCUGGACCUGGUGGGACCCUCCACGCUGACGGUGUAUGUGGGCAAGCAGCGCGGCUUCCACACCCGCACCCAGGAGGAGAUCCACGAUCUGCUGGCCGCUUUCGCGCGGGAGGGGGCGGAGGUGGUCCGACUCAAGGGCGGCGACCCGUUCAUCUUCGGCAGGGGCGGGGAGGAGGUGGCCUACCUUGCUGCCAGGGGCAUAGAGGUGCACGUUGUCCCUGGUAUCACGGCGGCGGCGGGCAUCGCGGCAGACCUGGGCAUCCCCCUGACCCACCGGGGCCUGGCCACCGGGGUCAAGUACCUGACCGGCCACGCGCGCGAGGGGGGCAGCAUCGAGGGCGGGCUGAGCGAGGCCGCCGCUGACCCCGACGCCACCCUGGUGGUGUACAUGGGCCUGGGCACGCUGAGAGAGCUGGCCGCCGCGCUAGCAGUACGGGGUCUGAGUCAGCACACGCCCGCCGCGGCGGUGGAGCGCGGGACUACGCCAGGUCAGCGCGCCGUGUUCGGCACGCUGCGCACGCUGCCGGACGCCGUGACGAGUGCGGGCCUGGCCUCGCCCACGCUGCUGGUCAUCGGGCGGGUGGUCAGCCUGGCGCCGGGGUGGCAGGCGGCGUGCCGUGCGGACGGCGGCGUGGCCAUGGUCGCGGGCCUGGGGUCGGGGGCGCGCGGCAGCUUUCAGCAAGCCAAUGGCAGCGGAGCCGAGAGAGGGUCGGCAGCAGGGCUGGGGGAGGAAAAGUCUUGGUGCGACGAGGUACUGAAGGAGGCAGAGAGCAGGGCCCAGGCGCGGCGAUGA